UAACCGAGCACAAGACUACAAGAGCACUUCACAGAAUAUAGCAAAGGGGCAUUGCGGCCGAGAGAGAAAGUGGCGGCUUUUGGAAGCAGGACGCAAGCGCCACGAUUCCAUCUUCUGCCUCUUCCAAUUUCUUAGGGUUUAUUUCCUCAUUUCUGCACGUUCUCGCCACAUUCAAAAUCUCAGGUUGAAGAUCGUUGAUGACAACUAGUCAGGUAGGAGGAUCGUCUAGGAGAAGCAUGCCUUCAUCGACCUCCACAUUUCAGGUCAAGAAGAAAACAGCUGAGAAUGAAAUAGGGCCGACUGAUUCAGUCUCCCGGAAGUCUUUCUCUUCGGCUCGCUCCACAGUACUGACAGCAGAGCGGACAGUGAAGAGACUGCGGCUGUCAAAAGCCCUAACAGUUCCUGAGACAACAAGUGUAUAUGAAGCAUGCCGUCGUAUGGCUACCCGUAGGGUUGAUGCUUUAUUGCUUACGGAUUCAAAUGCAUUAUUAUGUGGGAUCUUGACAGAUAAGGAUGUAGCAACUAGAGUAAUUGCGCAUAAGCUUGAUGUCAAAGAAACACCCGUUUCUAUGGUUAUGACAAGAAAUCCAGUAUUUGUACUUUCUGACUCUCUUUCUGUUGAUGCUUUGCAGAAAAUGGUACAAGGAAAAUUUAGACAUUUACCUGUUGUGGAAAACGGUGAGGUCAUUGCUCUACUUGACAUAGCAAAAUGCCUAUAUGAUGCAAUCUCUCGCUUGGAAAGGGCAGCUGAGAAAGGAAAGGCUAUUGUAGCUGCAGUUGAAGGCGUAGAGAAGAACUGGGGCGCAUCUGUGUCAGGCAAUACAUUUAUCGAAACACUGCGAGAGAGGAUGUUUAGACCCUCCUUGCGUACAAUUAUUCCAGAAAAUUCAAAGAUUGUCACUGUUGCACCAAGUGAUACUGUUCUAGAUGCUGCAAUGAAAAUGCUCGAUUCUCGAAUAAACUCUGCUGUUGUAACAUUUGACAGAAAACCACUCGGAAUUUUUACUUCAAAAGACAUAUUGAUGAGAGUCAUAGCACAAGAUCUUCCUCCUGAGUGUACUCUAGUGGAGAAGGUCAUGACCCCUAAUCCAGAAUGUGCAAGUAUUGAUACACCUAUUGUUGAUGCUUUACACACAAUGCAUGAUGGCAAGUUUUUACACCUCCCGGUUGUUGAUACAGAUGGAGCAGUUGUUGCUGUUGUUGAUGUGCUUCAUAUCACUCAUGCAGCUAUAGCCACUGUAGGAAAUACUGCCGAAGUGAAUAAUGAAGCUACAAACACAAUGCUGCAAAAUUUUUGGGAUUCUGCUAUGGCACUGACUCCUGAUGAUGAUGAAGAGACACGUAGUGACAGUUCUCUAAAAAUGGCCUCUGAAGGAACAGAGACCGGAAGAGCUCUUCCUGUUCCUUCAUCAAACCUGCCCACUACGUUUUCUUUUAAGACUCAAGAUAGAAAAGGACGGAUGCACAGAUUCACAUGUGAGACUCAAAGAAUGACAGAUGUCAUUACUGCAAUCCUUCAGAGAGUUGGGGAUGACAUUGACCGGAACAAUCUUCCCCAAAUUCUUUAUGAAGAUGAAGACCAUGACAAAGUUAUACUUGCAUCUGAUAGUGAUCUUGCUGCUGCUGUUGAACAUGCAAGGUCAGCUGGAUGGAAGGGGCUAAGAUUGCAUCUAGAAUAUUCAGGAAUACAGAGACCUGGUUCUAGUAGUACAGGCUAUGCUCAUGCAGAUGCAUGGUCCUCGGCAUACAAUGCGGUGGCAGCUGGUGCUGCAUUAGCUGCUGGGUUGGGCAUACUGGCUUUCUUGAGAAGAUCCAACAACUGAUAAAGCAUCGGACUUCGCCUAUUGGUGCCUCUCCCCUUGUAAGUUCAAUCAGGUUUUAUUUGGCUUGACUUUGCGUCAUUUUCAUUGUACAAUUAAAGUUGAGUGGUGAGCCAUGCAAUUUAAAUAGUGUCAGUGUCUUAUAUAGAGUGAACUUUAGUGUUCGUCAUUUAAUACUUAAGGAAUUGUCUAUAUAUACAUAUUUAAACAGUGUUGUAUAACAGUACAGUGAUUUCUACCUUGGUUCUGCACUUCUGCCUUUGUCACUGAUAAUAAAGGUGGCACUAAUCAAAUGAACUGAAAAUUGUUUGAAAUUCAUGAGUAAUCUUUGACAAUUUCAGAUAUUGUUUUUUAAAUAAAAACAUUUAUUUUUUGGAUGAAUUACAUACUGUGUAUUCAUAUUGUAUAUCACAUUAUCACAAGAGUUUUUUUAUUAUGGGGUAUGUUUUUUCACAUUUUUCACAAUUAACUCAAAACCAACCACGUGUGGAUCAACAUGCUAGUACACCUACAUAUAUUUGGGAUUAGUGACCGUGCUGCUAUAUCAGACUUUGGUUUCACCACCAUCCCUGCGCUCCUCUUCUUCAAUAGUGUCACAGACGUCUCUACCAAAUGUCUCUGGCAAAGGAAUCACAAACAAGCAGCACAUGCCAAUGGUCAAUCCGAACACCCCGUAUGAGUAAUACCUAUUCGUUCUGCCAAGCCCGACGAGCAAUGGGCUGACGGCACCGCCGAGCAUCAGCGCUUGCCUCACAAUUGCCAUAGCUGAGUUCCUCACACAAGUCGGGAACAGAUCGAGCGUGUAUAUCAGCACCACAUUAAACCCUGUGCAUCCACUGAAAUAUGCAACCAGUUCGAGCCCAAUCUGCAGGAACUUCAACCUUUCCCCUGCCAACAUAGCACAACCAAAGCUGCAAACGCAGCACAGGAAACCCAUACAUAACACCGAGGUUCUCCUCCUCAGCUUGUCUAUCAUUAAGGAUGUUAUCAGUGAGGCCGGCAGCUCGGAUAAGGCAUUUAGAGCCGUGCUGAGGUAGAUGCUAAACGGCAUUUCGCCGGCACCGAGUGGUAUGCCGUAGUACACUAGCCCAAACCCAAACCCUGCACACAUGAUUGCCAGUAAGCGGCGUACAGCCCAGCGUUUGUUUAGCAACACUUUUAGUGCUGAGUACAAACCCAUGCGGUUCUGGUUAUCAUCAUGCAGGUCAGGCGUUAAUUCAUGGUCUUGAAUGAACGAGCCGAAGAAGCUGCAGGUUAUUAAGUUGCGCGUGUCUGGCGGGGCGAUGUUUCGGAUUGUUUGGACAAAAUCUUUAGUUAGUCCUCGAACAUAAAGCCACCUAGGAGAUUCAUGAACAAAGAAGAAAACUAGAAGUGAGUGUAUGAUCCCGGGGAUGCCCGUCCAGAGGUAGAGAUAUCUCCAGGAAGACUCGGAGUUCAGGUAUGCUAUUGCCGGUAAAGAGAGGAAUCCAAGAGAGAAACAUACAAAUCCCAUGAUCCCAACCUGCCCCCGCGACCGCCUCCCGACGAUCUCAGUCGACAAAACGAGCGCACAUGUCCCAAUGGUGGCACGUGCGAAUCCAGUCAAGAACUUCCAGAAUGAGUAAGCCCACACGUUCGUGGAGGUCGCUGUGAGGAUGCUCGCGACAUUCAUUAGUAAGCAUGAGAAGGCGAGCAUUUUCUUCCGGCCGAAGGAUGAGUCAGCGAAUGUGGAAAGCAAGAACCCGCCAACUAGGCAGCCGAUGAAGAACGAGGUUGCAGGCAGCCCGGUCACGAAUGGGCUGGCACAUUCUAGGGACCACUCAGACACAACUGAUGCGUGUGCCGGUGUGUCCCACGCCCAUGCAUCCUUCGGGAGGGCACAGACCUCGGCUACCUGCAUAUGAUCAUGGCUGCAGUGAGAUGAUGCAUAUGAAGUGUCACAGUGCCACGUGGGGAUGAGGUCCGUGAAGAUAGUGAUGAAGGUCUGCUGGGCGUCAAAAGCCCAUGCCAGAGAAGCGAGGAUGACUUGCAGGAACUGGGCCCACCCAAACUUUCCGAUGCAACACUCGAUGGUGUCGUCAUAAGAGCGUUUUGAUGAUGAUGCUUUGCCUUCCUCUUUGGUGGAAUGGAGAAUGAGUAAGGGGUCCUUUUCUGGCUGGUGGCCGCUCAACAUGUUGGAAGAGUACUUGGUUGCUUACUCUCUA
Messenger RNA from Cuscuta europaea, 4003 nucleotides. The record is from the annotation of a GenBank genome assembly. Lineage: Eukaryota; Viridiplantae; Streptophyta; Magnoliopsida; Solanales; Convolvulaceae.